Molecule: messenger RNA, 753 nt
Organism: Kwoniella mangroviensis CBS 8507
Lineage: Eukaryota; Fungi; Basidiomycota; Tremellomycetes; Tremellales; Cryptococcaceae
Exons: 4
Coding region: 1-753 (250 amino acids)
Cellular component (GO): mitochondrion
Molecular function (GO): thiosulfate-cyanide sulfurtransferase activity
Source: RefSeq, a predicted model, not a curated record
AUGACCACCCCACUUAUCAUCUCACCGACCGACCCCAUUAUCUCCCACCCAGAAACCGUCCUUCUGGACGCGUCUUGGCUUUACGAGCCUGAUCCACCCACACGAGAUGCAUGCAGGGAGUUUUUGGACGGUCCACGAUUUCCGGGAGCGAGGUUUUGGUCCUUGGACGAUGUCUCCGAGCCUCAUCCAGAGGGAUACGCUUUAAUGCUGCCUUCUCCUGAAAGAUUCGCCAGGUUUGCUGGUGAACAUGGCAUCAAUCAAGACUCUCACGUGGUCGUGUACGAUAGCGAAGGGAUAUUCUCCGCUCCUCGGACUGUCUAUGGCCACGAAAAAGUAUCGUUGAUCGACGGAGGACUACCUCGAGCCAAAGCAGAGGGAGUGAAGUUGGAAGCGGGUGCUCCGCAGGAAUAUAAGGUGAGUUCAGGCCCAAAGAUCCCCGCUGACUGGCAGCCAACGACAUAUCCAGUGCCUACUGCUUCAGCACGAGCUGUUGUUGCAACCUUGGAAAAUGAGACCGUUCUGAUUGACGCGCGACCGGCCGCUUCGUAUGAAUCAGGUCAUAUACCCACUUCCCUUCUGUUUGAUUUUGCCGAGGCUCUUCUCAAAGAUCCCGCUGGGUAUACCCAACUACGAGAGCCAGAGAAGCUUAAGAAAUACUUUGUGGAAAGGAUUGGUGUACAAGCAGCGAAUAAAGUGUUCUCAGGGGAGUCUACAGUGGUUAACAUCAAGAUCACUGGACCGAACCCAUUGUAG